AUGAUGCUGCAUUCAUCUACAACCGAGUUGCACUCUGCCAUCUCCAGUCUUGUAUCUUGUACAAACAAUCUUGACAAGAACAUGAAAGAUCUACGGUCGGAUCUGAGCCAAGUCACUGAAUCCAGCACCACUGCUCUUACAUCUAGUCAGAUAUACGGUUUAGAAGCCUUUCACCAGAGACUUUUAUCGCAUUGUGCCCAACAAAGCCUUCAUAUCAAUCAUAUUCUAUCUGACACUGAGGAUGGAAACCAAACAUCCUCUCGACCAACAUCUGCAACACUAGUCAAGGCAGCAGAAGCAGCACUGUUUCAUUUUCAAGCCCAGUCAGAGUCACUCAAACAAGUGUUGAUUGACCAAGGUAUUCCCGAUAUGCAGGAUCUAGAUGUGAAACUUCAGCCUAUUCCAUCUAUCCAGCAAUGCUCAACCCCAAAACUGCCAUCACAUCCUGUAAAACGACGGUGUGAUGUUCUUUCACCAUGGACUCCCAGAACUGCACCACCGCAGCCAGAUUUUACCAAUGGGUUUGCCAAGUCUACAGAUAAUCAUCACAUCAAAGAAGCCUUGGCUACUAAUGAACUGGAUAAGCUGGCUGAUCUGGAUGAUAUGUUGGAUACAAUGACAUUGGAGGAUCUGGGCUUAUCUUCGCUCAGUCGAGAUCUGAUUGAAGACAAACGUUUUGUGUCCGAGACCAAUCUAAAUCAUUAUUCUACUCCAACCACAUACUCCUCACUGCCAUCUGUUCAUACUGCCAGUCAAUCUAAAACUCAGCUUCAAUCGCCACUAAUACCUCAAAUUAGCGGCUCUCAUUUUGAUGGUUUGGAAACCUCUUUCAAUCCAUCCAUAAUACCACAAAAAUCAGGAUCUAUGCCAAAAAACUUUACAUUGCGAGGACUGUCCGAUGCUGAAUUCAAGCUAUUGGAACCAUUUUGGCGCUGCCAAAUCACACACCAGUUUGUUGAAGAUACCAUUAGCGAAAUAAACGAGUUGGCCGUUGAUAAGAGAAUGAUGAGUGGCGGUGUAAUGCAACCAGAAGCUGACAGAUUUACUUUGGCGGAAUUAACCCGAUCAUCUCAGAUGGAUUCAACAAAACUGAAUGAUGUAUUAUUGGCACUUUUACAGAUCAAUCGUAUCCGUCUGGUUAAAGCUGGUACUACUUUUGAUGAUCAAUGCUAUGGUUUUGCCGAAUCUCAAUAA
Messenger RNA from Batrachochytrium dendrobatidis JAM81, 1194 nucleotides. RefSeq lists its product as uncharacterized. NCBI's taxonomy places the organism in Eukaryota, Fungi, Chytridiomycota, Chytridiomycetes, Rhizophydiales. The transcript has 6 exons. The coding region runs from base 1 to 1194 and encodes 397 amino acids. The record is from RefSeq and is a predicted model, not a curated record.